AUGUUCGGCGGCCCCGGCGUUCCAGUCGUUGCUGCAGUACCAGACGCCACCUCCCACAGCGGUUUCGGCACCCUCAACAAAGUCGACUAUCCCACCCUCGGCCUCGGACAUCCCCUCCCGAGCGAGGUGAAGAUACAGGUCGGGGGGUUGCCUGUGGCCGUUUGGGGGUUGGAGGAAGUUGAGGGGGAUGGGAAAAGGGGUGUUGUGGUGCUUGUCGUAGCACGUGCAAAAGAAGAUCUAUCAACACCAUACCUUGCACAAGGUAUCCUCGGCCAAGUCGCGCUCAAGGGCAGUAAAGCAAAGGCGCGCAACCUCAUUAUCGUCACCCUUGCAAGGAAUGGGAGUGGGCCUGAAAAGCCGGUCUUUGGCAAGAGUGCUCAGCAACUGCAAGUGCCAUCCAAUGCCACUAUGGAUAGAAGUGCUUUAAAGCUGACUCUGAACCAGUAUCAAUACCGCCGCCGACAAAUCGCCCUGGACGAAAUAGAACAGCUCAUAGCCGCCCUCCCCGCCUCUCUCCCAGGGCUGAUCAUAGAAGAAUGGGCUGCAACCGGUAUCUCUCUCGGCGGCUUCAUCGCUUGGAAACUUAUCCACGAUAACCCCCGUGUGCAUAUUGGAAUCCCAAUCGACGGCCUCCCCUUCGAAUCCAUAUCCAAACGUCUCUCCUCCCCCGGUUCUCCCAGCAUCACACCAGACUUGCAGAACGUCCUCCUACCCUUCACAGACCCCGCUCAGGGGCGAAAAGCGUACAGUGGGAAAAAGAUCCUCGGGUUGUUUGGCAAAGAAUCAACGUUUGCGCCGUUUACGCAUGCUGAGGGUGAUAUCAGGCAAAUCGAAACUUGGACCGAGAAUCAGGAUCAGGGGAAAGAGGGGGAGAAAGGAGGCAUUUUGGCGUGGGAUGUACAAGAGAAUGUGGGGCAUACGUGUACGGUGCAGAUGGUGAAGCAGGCGGCGGAGUGGGUUUGGAGGUAUGGGAUGGUGGAUCCUACGGCGGAUGAGGGGGCGGCGGCGGCGGAGGGGGUGGGGUCGACGGGGUCGACGGGGGAGAAGAAGAAGAGGGGGAGCUUUUUGAAGAAGGUUUUCUCGAGAUGAGUGAUGAGAUAUAAUAGUGUAAUAAUAGGAGAUCCGCAUGUAUCCAAAAAUAUUUCGUUAAUCUGUGUGGGGCUCGUAAAGACCGGCGGGGAUGAGAAAAGGGUAGGACGAUUUGUUGGUGGCUUCCUUUCUGAUCCCCACAUGUCGAAUCCUUCAGAGGUCGGCAGACUCUGACCUAAAAGCUUGGAAUUCGAUUUGAGGCGUGUUUUUAAAUGAUAUCCUUGGGCGAUCGCAGUCGAAGAAAG
This is a messenger RNA of Cryptococcus amylolentus CBS 6039, 1334 nucleotides long. RefSeq lists its product as hypothetical. The transcript is spliced from 5 exons. The record is from RefSeq and is a predicted model, not a curated record. NCBI's taxonomy places the organism in Eukaryota, Fungi, Basidiomycota, Tremellomycetes, Tremellales, Cryptococcaceae. Bases 1 to 1089 code for a protein of 362 amino acids.